Molecule: messenger RNA, 5389 nt
Organism: Hippocampus zosterae (dwarf seahorse)
Lineage: Eukaryota; Metazoa; Chordata; Actinopteri; Syngnathiformes; Syngnathidae
Gene: slx4
Product: SLX4 structure-specific endonuclease subunit homolog (S. cerevisiae)
Exons: 13
Coding region: 432-5282 (1616 amino acids)
Biological process (GO): resolution of meiotic recombination intermediates; meiotic DNA double-strand break processing; DNA replication
Cellular component (GO): nucleus; Slx1-Slx4 complex
Molecular function (GO): enzyme binding
Source: RefSeq, a predicted model, not a curated record
GUGACCUGGAAGUAAAGCGUGUCGUUUCCGGUCGCGUGACCAGAAGUAUUUGAAAAAAAAGUGGUUUAGUGUGAAAUGAAAACUAAUCUAGGGUGUUAUAUGUCGUUGUCAACGAUUCAAAAAUGCGCUUAGAAAGUAUGAGAUGCAGCGUUGAUGCUGAGUGUCCGAUGAGAAGGCAAUUCAUUUACACCACGAGAUAUCUACAAUAUUCCACCAGUAUUGGUUCCAUCAUUUAGACGGACAGAAGUUUGGGAUCUAUAUAUGUAUGGAAUAUACUGUAUAUUCAUUGUCUUCAACAACAGUACCCGCGGAUUCUUGAAUCAGACUGCAAGGUACUGACGUGUUGGCGAUCCAUUAUGGGUAUUUGCCAACGCAGAGUCUAUGCCUGCGUAAUUUUUUCAAGGUGACCGGUCAAAAUAAGGACCACAGUCAUGAACGAUUCGGACCAGGACUUUGUUGACCUCUGCUCAAAGCUGUUGAAACGUUCCCGCAAGAAAGGAGUCGAGCCAAAACGUAGGCGAGUCGACCAGCAGAUAUCUUGUCAGACUAGCGAUGGAGACCAGAGAGGAAACGAGGAGAGUUCUGGGUCUCAGCUUGUCCAGAGCGAACCACAACAGGUCACGGAAAACACGGGCAAGGUUGUGCAUGAUUCAGGAGAUACUGUGUUAACCUCAACACAAACAACAGGACCAGGCUUGGGGACAAAAGACAAAUUGCUCAGCAGGAUGCAACAGUUCAAGAGAGCCGAUCUGCCAAAGAUGAUGCACGAUGUGGAUCAUGUCAGGGAACCCUAUCCUCCACUGUCAGAAAUACUGCAUUCGUCCACUUCAGAGCAGCAUCUGAGGACUCACGACAGCGAUGAGGUUCUGGCCAUGCAGCUGCAGCAUCAACUUGACCAUGAGGUGGCAGAGGUCCACACACCGGACUUGGCGGCUGAGGGUCUGUUCUUCUGUCACAUCUGUCAAAGAGACUUAUCUCACAUGACACCCGAGCGACGCACGCAGCACAUCAACAGGUGUUUGGAUGACAGUGAGCAUCAAAUGGCUCCACCUCCUCCUCCUCCUCCUCCACGUCCUCCUCCACCAAGUGUCCCUGACUGUCCAAUUUGUGGCAAGAAAUUCAAGUCGCACAAGAGUCGCUCCGUCCACUUGAAGCGUUGCUCGGCAGCCAUGGGUGUCAAUCCUGCCGACCUGCUGCAGGCGCUCCAGAGGCAGGCAGAAGAGACGCAAAGUGACGUGACCGAUGCAAUUACACAGACUGGUGGCGCCAAAAGGAAAGGUGUAACUAAGGCAGGCGCAGGAGCCAGAAAGAAGCCCAGGAAAAAGGCUGAACCCCUGGAUGAAAACACCAUGGUGGCCCUGGCUCUGUCAUCCUCCCUGUUGGAACAGGAGAGGGAGCAGCAGUGUGCGGCAAGAACACAAUCCAUGGCUUCUGAUUCCUCCAAGACGCCUGUUUUGAAGUGGAGGCCAGAUGCGGGAAAUGGGCGUGGUAAGAGGAAAAAGGGCACAGUUCCUCGUCCUCUUCCAAUCCUCCUCAUCCAGGAUGCCGAUGCGGCCCUGAUGAGGCUGCAAGAACGAGUCUCUGCCCUCCUCCUACGUAGUCGAGCUCCUUCUCCGCCUACACCUACCUGCUGUCCCAGUACCUUGUCUGCCUUGAGCGACGCUGCCCCGCUGUGGCAAAAGAGUGCAUUGAGUGGACACACCGCCAGUGUUUUCAACUUCUUCGUCCCGGAGCUCAAAGACUUCAUCACACCGUGGGAAUCGGCACAAACUCCCUCCUCUGCCUCCGAACCCAACAACAAAGCUUCCAUCUUGUCCUCUUCCCAGACGCCCGCCUGCUCCUCAACCCCCUCCACUCCAACUAUGGGAGAUCUCCCAGCGAACAGUCAGGCCCUGCAAGACCUAGUGGAGCUGUCUGAAAUGGCCCAUGGUGACUCUACUGCUCCUGUCCCCGAUAAAAACACCAGCUUGUCCACAGACCUCCAACUGAGUGGCUUCUUUCUAGACGAAACAACUUACCUAUGUGUGAGUGGUGGACCACUGGCAAUGACGCACUCCGAUACAGAUGACCUCCAGAGCCAAGCAAGAAGGACUUUAUGUCAGCCAGGAGCAAGUGAAGAGAGCAGAAGCCAUUUAUCAGUGGCGCUUUCCACCCUGGCAUCAAAUCUGAGCAGCAUGGUGAACAACCCUCAGUUGAGCGACUGGCAACUCCAGGUGGACAGUGGCCAAGUCUUCUAUGCGCAUUCCUUCAUGAUUUAUGCACGCUGCCCCCUCCUGGCAGAAAUGAUACAUGAAAGUGGAUUUGGGGUGCAUGAGGAGGGAAUUCCCACAGCUCAAAGGGUGUUGAUCAAUGAUGUCCCAGGACAGGCAGUGCUGGUUCUGCUGCAGUAUCUUUACACUGCUCGCUUUUCCUAUCCAGCCUCAUUACGUCCUCAUGUCCUGGAGUUGGCAUCCAGGUUUGAUCUACAGGAGCUGCGCCAGCUAUGUGAACUUCAUGUUGACGAAGCUUCAACUCAGAAUGCUGAUGAAGCCGCCACAAGCCACUUGGAUUAUCUCAGUAAUGACACGGACAAGAACUUAACAGCGCUCUUCAAUUCCAUGUGGAGCCACGAAGAUGAUACGGACCGAGAAGGAGGUGACGAGAGCCGUCUCGAAAAAGCUGCUGGCGGCACAUCAGGUGACGGGGACCUCCACGAGGAGCUGGUGAAUGAGGAAGAGCUGGAUGAGAUUUACGAGUUUGCUGCCACACAAAGAAAGAGGGAUGAGGAGAGGCCGAGCACGGGAGAAAGUGAGGGGGACGAUACAGAGAUGACAAGCAAACUAAUUGAACCAAGAGAAACUCCAGGAAGAUGUAGUGACAGAAGCCCUCAGCCUGAAUCGGAAUCACUUCCAGACCACAGCCUUGACAGCAGCUACAAUCGCCUCUUCUCAGACUCUGAGGGGGUCUACAAAGAAGAAGAACAACCAUCCAUCUGUCCUCAUUCAUCUACUUCACCAAGAGCACAAACGCAUCAUGCUCCCUUGUUCAAAUUAUCUGGUAGAACCUUGCUUCAGUCGUCAGCAAGUUUAGGCAGUGACAUUUCCCCCAAUGGAUCAAACUUGCCCAUCCCUGGUGUGUCCCCAGACAGGGAUGGUGAGUGCAGCCCUAUGAGAGUAACAGAAAUAGCUACUGUUGCACAGGAAUCUCCGAAGCAAGAUACGCCUCUCGAACCUCAAAGCCCAGUUAGCGGUAGCAUAUGUGUCCCACUGCUUUUUAAUUCAUCGAGGACAAACGAGCCAGAACUGAUAGUUUUGUCAGACUCCAGCGAGGACAUGGAGGUACCUGUUGCUGCCCAGAGUCCUGUCUUGUCACAUUCCCACACAAAGCAGAGCUUCACUCACUUGAAGCCAACAGAGUCCUUGACGGAGAAGAAGCAGUCCAGAAAUUUGGAGUGCAGCUUCGGUGACUUAAGUCAGUCUCCUGACCAACCGAAUCAAGGAAAUUGUUCGCCGGAACUCUCCUGGCUCCUCCCCUCCACACCAGUCAACAGCACCCCCAGAAGAAUAAGCUUGGACAGUUCUACUCAAACCAAAGUCAGCAUGCGGAAAACAGAGCUUUUCCCAAAGGAGUCAACGCGUCUUGGCACAGUGGAGCUCAACCCGGAAAGAGCAGAGGUGGCGUCGCCGGUGUUUGCCUACUUCUCAAGCGUUUCUACUCACCUCCACGAGUCUUCAAAGCAAGAGACGCCUCUCCAGGUCUGCGGUGACCCUUACAGCAGCACCCCUCUGCACCCCCAUCACCGUAUCCGGCCCGACCCUACGCUGCCCGACGCAGGGCCUGACACGCCAAAGUCACUUAGUCAAGAACACGAAAGUCCUAAGAAGAAGCAAUUGGAGAUCGUUCAUCCCUCCCCUUUUCCUGACCCUUCAGAACCACAUUCUUCCCCCGCUCACAGAAGUGUUCUGAGUUCAGAGAGACCCAGUAAGUGCUCCAGCCCAAAUUCUGCUCACGCCAACAGUCACAACAGCACAGGAUUUAAGCCAACAAGGAGGGGAACAGCAAGUGAAGAUGGAAAGGUCACAGAGUUGGAUGAUGACCACAUAGAAGAAGCAACAAGCGACAAAAGUUUUGAGCAGAGCUUGCUGGCCAUGUACGAGCCGUCAAUGGCGUUCAACGACUCGUGGGGUCUCAACGCCUGCGAUGACGUCGCAGGGAACCCGGGAGGCUUUAGUCUGAGACUAGAGGACAGCGGAGGAUGCAGCCGGCCAGUGGACACGGCAGCCUCGUCCGCCACCUCUCACUCACCGACAUCUUAUCAAGAUGGUGCAAGUGGCGACCAUGAAGCUAAAAAUCGGACUUCACAGCCACCUACGAGUAAAGAAAAUCAGAUCUUCAAGCCUCCAACACCUCGCCUCAUUACCGAUAUUCCUCCAGAGAUAAGUGACAGCCUUCUGAUCGCCAACGUGUGGGACAGCUCGGAGGAGGAAGAGGAGAUACUUCCUCUUUCUCAAAGGCUAAAACCUUCUGUCCAACUAAAAACGACACCUCCUCCUCGCAAUAAGAAGCAUCGCACUCUGGUGCCCAUCACGCCAAUGCCUCACUACUCUGACAUGGAUACGCCCGAACUAAAAAACAAACUUGACAGGUUUGGUGUUCGGGCAUUACCGAAGCGCCAGAUGAUCCUCAAGUUGAAAGAGAUCCACCAGUACACCCACCAGCUUGUCAACUCGGACAGUGAAGAUGAGGCGCCCUGUGUCGGGCCUGUAGCCCAGACAGAGGGCGCUCACUCCAAGUCUGGCGGCAGGCAUGUAGCCUUGGAACAGAAAGUCCAUUUUAAAGAUUUGGCGGCUUCCUUCUCUCCAGCAAAAAACACCCAAGAGGAGGAAGACGUGGAACUGCCGUCCAACUCUCAAGACUCCAAUGCCUCUACAGCUACUUCAAGUGAAGAAUCUGAAAGGCACAACCCGGAACUGUGUCCUUCCUCUGGCGGUGACUCAGACAGCGAUGGCGGGAUAUCGGCUUCCCAAGCGGCCACCCGCCUUGAAGAUCGCCUGCAGGCCGUGCGCUCCUUCAUCCUAUCCGACUCCAGUCUGUACAGUCAGAUCCUGCAUUUCCAGCCUCUGGUCCUGUCUCAACUCCAGGAGCGUCUGAAAGCCGCAGGCAUCCGCCUCGGUGCCGCCAAGCUGGUCAACUUUCUUGACUCCCAGUGCAUCACUUUCACCACGGCAAAACCGGGGCAAGCCGCACCCACUCGCAGACGCGUCAGGAAAACGGGCAAGAAGGCGAAAGCAGCAGCGAAAUGAGUGAUUGAGGCAGAACUUCCAAAGCUCUUACGGUGUCAUCAGGCAGAAAAAAAAAUUGUAAUGGAGAAGCUCUGAGAAAAAUAAAGUGGCACUGCUUUUAAGAACUA